Messenger RNA from Prosopis cineraria, 1400 nucleotides. Its product is annotated as nudix hydrolase 16, mitochondrial-like. NCBI's taxonomy places the organism in Eukaryota, Viridiplantae, Streptophyta, Magnoliopsida, Fabales, Fabaceae. Gene Ontology annotation, molecular function: pyrophosphatase activity. The coding region runs from base 480 to 1088 and encodes 202 amino acids. The transcript has 4 exons. Gene Ontology annotation, cellular component: nucleus; cytoplasm. The record is from RefSeq and is a predicted model, not a curated record.
CCUUUCUCUGCUUCAAAAUCCCAAGCGGCGACUAUCAAACAUCGCCGCAAUACGCAACCAAUCACAUUCCUCUUAAAUUCAAAUCUGCCACGUGUCUCCAAGUAAUCGCCAGUUUCCUCAUAUAAAGCCUCGCGUCCCAGUUAAUUACGCUGACGUCCUUCCUUUACAAGGGCCCCACUUUUUCCACGUUAGUUUUGACGGACCCCACCGUCCGUUCCGUUCUAAGCGCUUCUCUCUCCCUCUCCCUCUCCCUCUCUCUACGUACUUUCUCUCUCGCGUUCGUUUCAGUUCGCUCCUCCUCCUCCUCUCUUAUUUCGUUUCUGCAAACUGAGCCAAAACCCUAAUCAACCAUUCUUGCAGAGCCAUUGGCUGGUGCUUUGUGGCGUUCGGUUACUAUCUCCUGAGCAAUGUGCGGCAUUGGUGGAAUUGUUAUGUAGUGCGAGCUUGAGCAUUGUCGGAUUCGUCUAAUCGGGUUACCGAUGGCGAAGAGCCGUUCGAUUUGUGAAUACCGAAAACUGCGAUUGUUAUUGGUUUUGGCCUUUAUUAUGUCUGAUUUGGUAGCUCGUACCGGUCGGCUUAAGCAGCGAUACGAGAACGGCUAUCGCCUUGUCGCCGGAUGCAUUCCAUUUAGGUAUAGAAGUUCUGAUGUUUGUGACUCUAACUCCAAGAAGAUUAUCGAAGUCCUUAUGAUUAGCUCGCCUAGUGGACCUGGCCUUUUGUUUCCAAAGGGAGGUUGGGAGAAUGAUGAAACUGUUGAGGAGGCAGCUACAAGAGAAUCAAUUGAAGAAGCAGGAGUUCGAGGGGACCUAAUGGGUUUUCUUGGUUACUUUGAGUUUAGGAGCAAGACCCACCAAGAUGAGUUCAAUCCAGAAGGAUUGUGCAAAGCAGCAAUGUUUGCCUUGUUGGUUAAGGAAGAGCUUCAUACAUGGCCUGAGCAGAAGUUUAGAAAUAGGAGUUGGCUGUCCAUAUCAGAAGCAUUUGAAAGCUGUCGACAUGCAUGGAUGAGGGAUGCUUUGGAUUGUUUCUGCAAAUGGCAUGAGUGUGGAUUGGCAGGCACAAGGGACGAUUUUCCUAAAGUCACAACUUAAAUAAAAUAUUUAAGGUGUUUGCUAUCAGAUUAUUCAAUACAAAUAUAUAAUGUAAAAGAAUAUUUUUGAAAAGAUCAAUCAUGCGGUGCUAAAGCAUGUCUACAUGUGAUGUUUUUUUGUUAAAAAACUUGAUAGCAAACCACAACCAUGGUUAGUAUUUUUUUUUUUUUCAUUUCUUAAAUAGGUUUUGUUUUCUUAUUUAUCUCUAGGUACUUCAUCAACUGAAAUUUGAAAGUUGAUCAUGGGGUAAUAUUACUUUGCAGAGUUAUUAUAUUUCUAAUUAGAAUUAGAAUUACAUGAUUACUAUUACAA